AUGACGUUGGUUUCCGAAGCGGGAGGCUCCGUGGUGGCCAGAGGCUGUUGUUGUCUUCUAAAUGUGGAAAGAAAAUCAAUCAGGAUGGACAUUACUACUCGUAUGAAAUGUCUCUUGUUGGCGAUCGGACAAUAUAAGGAGAGCAGGACAGCCACAAAUGCAGCCAAACUUCAGAAACAAGUCGAAGAGGUGUCCACUCUUCCCUCUGAGCAGCUGCUAACCUCAGGACAGAAUCUUCCCUCUGAAUGUGUUACUGGACUUGUGGAUUUAGCUGGAAAUCCAAACACCAGCCUCACCUUGACUAGCUGCAUUGUCUCUCUACUAGAACAGCUGGCCUGUGAUGAUGAGAGUCGAGAGAUGCUCCACCGCAGCUACAGCCUCACAAGCACCCUGGCAUCCAUCAUCCACAGUCACAGCUCUACCCCCGGAGAACCGCUGGUACUGCAGUGUCUCCGGGUGUUGCAAAAAUUGACUUACAACACUCGCAUCUUUCAGUCAAUGAACUACUUCCACGAACUCAUCACAUUCCUCAUGACCAAUAUACAGUCCCUCAACGAUGAGCUCGUCAUUCCUUGUCUUGGCCUCAUGGCAAAUCUUUGUCGAGAUAAUCAUUCUGUACAAAGCCAUAUCAAGUCUUUGGAGGAUGUGAAGCCUUUUUAUCGAACGUUGAUAAACUUCCUGGCUCAUAACAGUCUGACGGUGGUGGUUUUCACUCUGUCUAUUCUGGCCAGUCUCACAAUGAAUGAGAAGGUUGGAGAGAAGCUUUUUGAUGCAAAGAACAUCCACCAGACUUUUCAGCUCGUCUUCAACCUGGUGGUAAAUGGCACAGACACUUGUAGAUACGCUGUUGACCUUCUUGUUGACCUUCUGAAAAAUGCAAAGAUUGCCGAUUAUCUCACAAGGUAUAAGCACUUUUCAGUUUGUGUUUCCAAAGUUUUGGGACUUUUACAUUCAAAAGAUCCUGAGGCAGCUGCAAAGGUGCUGGAGUUGUUGUUGUCAAUGUGCCACAUCUCUGGUCUGCGCUCACUGCUCUGUGAGGUGGUCUUCAAACCAGCUGCCCCUAAACUGCGGGUGGGGCGCAGGCAGGGACAGGACACGGAUGUGAAGGAGUCUGGAGUGGCUUUGGUCCAGUGUCUGAGCUCCACUGUGGAAGGAGCAGAGGCACGCACGCUGCAGGCGCUGCAGCUGCUACAUGAACUGCUGGAGGAGGCUCUGGGCACAGACUCGGUGGCUGACUGUGUCCUGAGUUAUGUGGAAAUGUUACUUCCUGUUCUGCUAGAGCUGCUUCAUGGCCUGCGCUCUGCAGAAGGAGACGCUCAGCUCAAAAAACACUGCACCCGCAUCACACUCGUAACCAGCCUCCUGCUCGUGCUGUGUGUGGAGGACUCCACUCGCACCCUGGUCUCUGAGCAGGUUAGCGCUCAGCUCUGCCUCUCACAGGUGGAGGAGCUGCUAGCCUGUUGCCAUAACAACAGCCCUCUCACCUGCCCUGCCCCCCCCUCUGACAGCCUCAGUCAAGUCAGUUCUGAAGCCCUUUUAAAAACUCUGGAGUUGAUGAGCAAACUCAGACAGCAGGUGAAGGACAUGGUGACGAGUUUCUACAAGAUGCUGCAGGACCAGAGGAUUGUGACCCCGUUGUCGUUGGCGCUGACUUCCCAUCACAGAGAGAGCGUCCAGACUGCACUCUCGCUGCUGUUCGAAGCCACUCCUCUCCCAGAGUUCCCUGCUCUAAUCCUGGGCGAGUGUAUUGCUGCCAAUAACGCCUAUCGGCAGCGGGAGGCGGAGCUGUCAGUCAAACGUGUUGCUGUGCAGGAGUACCCGCCCACUCGGACCAACAGCAGCGUUCUGGACUCAACCACCUCCAUUCACAAAACAGUCAACGGUUUAGCAGACAAGAUGCAGACCGGCCUCGCGUUACAGGAGAAGCCAAAGGAUACACUUUUGUCAGAAGUCAUUAAUGUGUAUGAACAAAAGCUCUCUGCAUUUGAGUCUAAAGAGAGUCGACUGCAGGAUUUGUUAGAGGCAAAGGCCUUGGCAUUGUCUCAGGCCGACAGACUCCUUUCUCAGUUUCGAGUGCAACAAGUGCAAGCUGAAGCGGAGGCCCGAAAGCUGAGUGGGCUGCUGAAGGAGGCGGAGCGCAGGCGCGAGGAGCUGCAGUGCGAGCUUGGUAAUCAGGUGCUGGAGGUGGAGAGGAGCAAAUCUGACAUCGAGGAGCUGCUGAAACACAACACACGGCUGCAGCAGGACUCGGAGGAGCACCAGACUCUGAAGGGGGCCUACAACACACUGCUCCACAGAUUGAAUGAAAGCGAGCGUCUUUUGAGAGAGCUGCAGGCGGCACACAUUUCUUUGACAAAACAAAACGACACAUUGAAGAAAAACCAUGAGGCGCUUCAGCAGCAAAAUGACAGGAUGGUGGCGUUGGUUGAGCAGAAGGAGGAACAAAUCAAAUCUCUGCAAUCCGAUUUACGGCAAAAAGACAGUGAGAUCGCAGAUUUGCGGUUGGAGCUUGGAGCUGAGGCGCAAAAGCUGAAGGAAAAAGAGCAGGAGCGACGCGACCUGGAGGAGACUGUGGACGUCCUGAGGAAAGAACUGGACAAAACUCAACAGGCGAGGAGAGACGCCAGCAUCAAGGCCUCAUCCCUGGAGCAGCAAAAGAGCCAGCUGGAGAUAAAACUGAAGCAGAAGGAGGAUGAACUGAACAAACACUCGUCGAUGAUCGCCAUGAUCCACAGUCUGAGCAGCGGGAAGAUGAAGAACGAAGCAAUCCCUCCGCUAUAA
Messenger RNA from Knipowitschia caucasica, 2781 nucleotides. NCBI's taxonomy places the organism in Eukaryota, Metazoa, Chordata, Actinopteri, Gobiiformes, Gobiidae. The record is from the annotation of a GenBank genome assembly.